Rotaria sp. Silwood1 is the source of this 402-nucleotide messenger RNA. Lineage: Eukaryota; Metazoa; Rotifera; Eurotatoria; Philodinida; Philodinidae. The record is from the annotation of a GenBank genome assembly.
AUGGAUGCAGAAACAUCAACUAAGCAUGAAAAAGAACGAUUGAAUUCUAUUCCAAAAGGUAAACCUAAAAGUGGUCGAACUUGGAAGAUGAAUAAAGGAAGAUUUUCUGCUAUUUCUCGACCAAAAUCUAUCAAAGUUUCAUAUGAAGAACGUAAAAAAAUGAAAACUGAUUUAAAUGAAACUCGUACUCGUGAAAAACAAAUGUGGGAUGUUGUUAACGAAAAACGUGAUAAAUUAAAACAACGACAAAAAGAAAACAAAGAACGUCGACUUAUUAAUGAACGUAAAGGUGAAGUUGUUCAAGUUAUUAAAAAUCCGGCUAAAAUAAAACGAAUGAAAAAGAAACAAUUACGUUCUAUACAAAAACGUGAUCUUGAUAAAUUAAAAACGAAAAAAACUUAA